This is a messenger RNA of Spizellomyces punctatus DAOM BR117, 1101 nucleotides long. RefSeq lists its product as uncharacterized. The transcript is spliced from 3 exons. Gene Ontology annotation, biological process: cellular response to oxidative stress; response to reactive oxygen species; hydrogen peroxide catabolic process. Gene Ontology annotation, molecular function: heme binding; peroxidase activity. Lineage: Eukaryota; Fungi; Chytridiomycota; Chytridiomycetes; Spizellomycetales; Spizellomycetaceae. The coding region runs from base 88 to 924 and encodes 278 amino acids. The record is from RefSeq and is a predicted model, not a curated record.
AAAAGAAUCAUUGGCAGGUUUCCCGACUUGACUUCUGGGUUGACGACCGCAGCUGUAAAAGACAUUCAAUUUCUUUUGAGAGCAACAAUGGCUGGUGACUACGGUAAAGUGAAGGAGGAUAUCAAGGCUAUCCUCAAGAAGCCUGACUAUGACGAUGGAUCACUCGGUCCCGUCUUUGUGCGCUUGGCAUGGCACGCAAGUGGAACCUAUGACAAGCACUCAAGGACCGGCGGCUCCAACGGUGCGACCAUGCGAUUUAACCCCGAAUCCAACGACGGUGCGAACGCCGGUCUCGAACACGCUCGCGCAUUCCUUGAGCCCAUUAAGCAGAAGCACCCCUGGAUUACCUACGCUGACCUUUGGACCUUGGCCGGAUGCACUGCUAUUGAGGCUAUGGGUGGACCCCAAAUCCCAUGGAAGGCUGGGCGUACUGAUAAGGAUCCCAAAAAUCUGACCGCCAAGGAUGUCCCGCCAAACGGUCGCCUUCCCGACGCUGCUCAAGGACAAGAUCACGUCCGGGAUGUUUUCUACCGUAUGGGUUUCAACGACCGUGAGAUUGUUGCCCUGAUCGGUGCUCACUCGCUUGGUCGCUGCCACAGUGACCGCAGCGGUUACAGUGGACCCUGGACAUACACCCCCACUCGCUUCUCCAACCAAUACUUCAAGCUCCUGACCACAGUUGACUGGCGCAAGAAGCAAUGGGACGGUCCCCUCCAGUAUGUCGAUGAGGAUGACGAAUUGAUGAUGCUUCCUGCCGAUAUGGCAGUCCUUUGGGACCCUGAGUUUGCCAAGAUCGCCAAAGAGUAUGCCAAGGAUCAGGAUGUCUUUUUCAAGGAUUUCGCUGCUGCUUUCGGAAAGCUUGUUGAGUUGGGCGUUCCACGUGCAAACGAUCCCGGCAAUGCACCCAAAAGGUCAAAGUUGUAAGAUGGUUGCUCCAAUCGAUAUAGAUCGCAUUAUCCUUUUUAUUUAGUUAGCUUAUAGCAUUGUGACACUUGAUUUCGAAUAUUCAUAAGAGCCUCUGGUGUGUGUUCAUAGCGCUGGAACAACUUCACAUUUGAUGAAACAGUAACAAUGCAAAUAAAAAAAGAUGUCUACUACAGA